This is a messenger RNA of Trichomycterus rosablanca, 3099 nucleotides long. It is a transcript of the gene slc12a1, whose product is annotated as solute carrier family 12 member 1. The transcript has 26 exons. Gene Ontology annotation, molecular function: sodium:potassium:chloride symporter activity. The record is from RefSeq and is a predicted model, not a curated record. Gene Ontology annotation, cellular component: apical plasma membrane. Lineage: Eukaryota; Metazoa; Chordata; Actinopteri; Siluriformes; Trichomycteridae. Gene Ontology annotation, biological process: chloride transmembrane transport; sodium ion transmembrane transport; sodium ion homeostasis. Bases 1 to 3099 code for a protein of 1032 amino acids.
AUGGAGAAUCUGGCGUUCGAGAAGUCUAAAGAUGACCCUCCACUCUACGAGGAGACGUCGUUUAACGGUUAUGGAAACGUGGAGCACCGCUCCGUCCGGCCGUCGGUGGUCAGCGCUUACGGCCACAACACGCUCGACCGGGUUCCAAACAUCGACUUCUACCGGAAUGCGGGGAGCGUGAGCGGGCAGCGCGCCAUCCGACCCUCGCUGCAGGAGCUACACGAGGUCUUCCAGAAGAAUGGAGAUGUGGAUAUCCCUGACACAGUGGAUGAUGGGGAUGGAAGUGAAGGUUUACCAGGUGAUGAUCUGGAAGCUGCGGCUCCUCCAGAAACAGAAGGAGGGUUCAUUAAAUUCGGCUGGAUUAAAGGUGUACUGGUGAGGUGUAUGCUGAAUAUUUGGGGUGUGAUGCUCUUCAUCCGCCUCUCCUGGGUCUUUGGACAAGCAGGAUCAGGACUGGGGAUUAUCAUCGUGCUGCUCAGUAUGGUGGUCACUACAGUCACAUGUCUGUCCAUGUCCGCCAUCUGCACCAACGGAGUCGUACGAGGAGGAGGAGCGUACUACCUGAUCUCUCGCAGUCUGGGCCCGGAGUUCGGCGGUUCCAUCGGACUCAUCUUCGCCUUCGCUAACGCCGUAGCAGUCGCUAUGUACGUGGUGGGAUUCUCCGAGACGGUGGUGGACCUGCUCAAGGUGAACGAUGCCAUCAUGGUGGACGAAGUGAGCGAUAUCCGGAUCGUCGGCUGCAUCACCGUGGUGCUUCUGCUCGGGAUUUCGGUAGCUGGAAUGGAGUGGGAGGCCAAGGCUCAGGUCGUAUUAUUAGUGAUUCUGCUGCUGGCCAUAGUCAACGUGUUCGUGGGAACGGCUAUUCCGGCUACAAAGGACAAAGAGGCCAAAGGUUUCUUCAGCUACCAAGCGUCCAUCAUGGCGGAGAACUUCACCCCAAAUUUCCGGGAUGGAGAGACGUUCUUCUCCGUCUUUGCCAUCUUCUUCCCUGCAGCCACAGGAAUUCUGGCAGGUGCCAACAUCUCCGGAGAUCUGAAGGAUCCUCAAGGAGCCAUUCCCAUUGGCACACUGCUGGCCAUCCUUAUCACAGGAUUGACCUACCUGGGCAUCGCUUUGUGUGUCUCUGCUACAGUGGUGAGAGAUGCUACUGGAUCGAAGAACGACACCAUCAUUGCAGGAAGCAGCUGCAACUUCUCGAUCGCCUGUGAUUUCGGCUACGAUUUCUCCUCCUGCGCCACCACCAAGUGUCCGUACGGCCUGAUGAACAACUUCCAGGUGAUGACGAUGGUCUCUGGGUUCGGGCCCCUCAUCACUGCGGGGACGUUCUCGGCCACCAUCUCCUCCGCCCUCGCCUCCCUCGUCAGCGCUCCCAAAGUCUUUCAGGCGCUGUGUAAGGAUAACAUCUACAGAGCGCUGCACUUCUUCGCUAAAGGUCACGGCAAGAAUAACGAACCCAUCCGAGGCUACGUGCUGACCUUCGUCAUCGCCGUCGCCUUCAUCCUCAUUGCUGAGCUGAACACCAUCGCUCCCAUCAUCUCCAACUUCUUCCUGGCCUCCUACGCCCUCAUCAACUUCUCCUGUUUCCACGCUUCCUACGCCAAAUCUCCAGGGUGGAGACCAGCUUAUAAAUACUACAACAUGUGGUUGUCUCUGUUCGGGGCGGUGCUGUGUUGUGCCGUGAUGUUCGUGAUUAACUGGUGGGCUGCGGUGCUCACCUACGGGAUCGAGAUCUUCCUCUACAUCUACGUUACUGUCAAAAAACCAGAUGUGAACUGGGGAUCGUCGACCCAGGCCGUGACCUUCGUGAACGCCGUGAACAACACGCUGACGCUAUCUGGGGUGGAUGAACAUGUCAAGAACUUCAGGCCUCAGUGUAUCGUGUUAACCGGAUCUCCUAAAAUCCGUCCGGCUCUUCUGGAUCUUGCUCACGCCUUUACCAAAAACUACGGACUCUGUCUCACCUGUGAGGUUUUUGUUGGUCCCCGUCUGGAGCGUCAGCAGGAGCUGAUUGGCUGUAUGGAGCAGAAUCAGAUCUGGCUGAAUAAGCAGAAGAGGAAAGCGUUUUACGCCGCUGUGGCGUCCGAUAACUUCCGCGAGGGAGCAGAGAGUCUGUUACAGGCCUCAGGACUGGGUCGGCUCAGACCGAACACACUGAUGCUGGGCUUUAAGAAAGACUGGAAGACGGCGACCACCACCGACAUCCAGGAUUAUGUAGGAGUUCUGCAUGACGCAUUUGAUUUUGAACACGGUUUGGUGAUGCUGAGGCUGAAUCAGGGACUUGAUAUCUCACACAUCCUUGCUGCUGAAGAGGAGAUGGAGAGGAUACUCCUGGAACAGCAGGCGCUGGAACUGGAGGAAAACGGGUUCGAGGAGGGAGGAAAAGGAUUUUUUAAAUUCUCCAGGAAGUCUCAGAAAGCCGUGCUGGCGACUAAAGCCGUGGAGGUCCCUCACUCGUCAGACAUAGUGAAGGUGAACCAGCGUUUGGUGGACGCCAGCUCGCAGUUCAAGAGGAAGCAGGGGAAAGGAACCAUCGACGUCUGGUGGCUGUUUGAUGAUGGAGGUCUGACUCUGCUGCUGCCGUUCAUUUUAACCACGAGGAAGAAGUGGAGAGACUGUAAACUACGGGUUUUUAUUCCCGGCCAACCUGACCGUGUACAACAGGAUAAAGAAGAGAUGGAGUCUCUACUGAAGAAAUUUCGGAUCAAGUGUACAGACAUCAACGUCAUUGCAGAUCUGAACAUCAAACCCACUUCAGAGAACUGGAAGCUGUUUGAGGAUAUGAUCGAACCGUACCGGCUGCAUGAGGGAUCGAAGGACACGACUCAGGCUGAAACUCUGAGAAAGGAAAAUCCCUGGAAGAUCACCGACGCUGAGCUGGAACGCUUCGAGGAAAAGACGACUCUUCAGGUUCGACUGAAUGAGUUACUGCAGGAGAGCUCCAGAGCUGCUAAACUCAUUAUACUGAGCAUGCCCAUAGCUCGGAAGGGUUUAGUAUCAGAUCACCUGUACAUGGCCUGGCUGGAGUCUCUCACUAAAAAUCUGCCCCCCACGGUGCUGGUGCGCGGAAACCACAAGAGCGUCCUCACCUUCUACUCUUAA